Molecule: messenger RNA, 1683 nt
Organism: Aedes albopictus (Asian tiger mosquito)
Lineage: Eukaryota; Metazoa; Arthropoda; Insecta; Diptera; Culicidae
Exons: 1
Coding region: 1-1683 (560 amino acids)
Biological process (GO): DNA integration
Molecular function (GO): nucleic acid binding
Source: RefSeq, a predicted model, not a curated record
AUGCCAAGCGAACUGGAAUCCGCGACGCUGUGGUGGCGAGGUCCGUCGUUCCUGAAAGAUCCCGAAACCACUUGGUCUACGAACGUAAAUUUGAUCGCCGAAGAAGACCUUCCCGAGCUGACCACAAUCACUGCAAAUCCUGUGGUGACGGAGAGGUUCCCGUUAUUCGACAACUGCAGCAGCUACAACACCAUGAUUCGAGUAGUGGCUCGGAUCAAGCGCCUGUUCCAGAACCGCAAGAGGGGUCCAGAUCAUCAGCUUCGAGGAGUGUUCACCAUGCAGGAACUUCGGCUUGCCAAGUUGAUUCUUGUGCGGCUCGUCCAGAAAGAAGCUUAUCCGGAAGUAUUCGACCAGUUGCAGAACCAGGUAACGACAAAGAACAACUCGCUCAUACCGCUCUCCCCCUUCGUAGACAACCACGGCAUCCUCAGGGUCGGAGGGCGCCUGUCGAAAUCAUCCUGCUCGUACGACCAAAAACACCAAAUGAUCCUCCCGCCAAGUCACCCCUUCACCGAUGCGGUCAUCCGUUCAGUGCAUACGUCCAACAUGCACGUGGGCGCCCAAACAACACUUACCGCCAUUCGAAGGGAGUACUGGAUCGUCCGUGGUAAAAGCGCCGUCAAACGAGUCAUUCGAGCCUGUGUCCGAUGCUUCAAAUACAACGCUCGUCCGAUUCGGCAAUACAUGAGAGACUUGCCAGCUUGUCGCCUCGAAGGAGAAUACCCAUUCUACCGGGUUGGCAUCGAUUUGUGUGGACCAAUUGCCAUCAAACAACGCAACAAACGAUCGACCGUCGAGCACAAAGGAUGGAUCGCACUUUUCGUUUGCCUUGAGACCAAAGCGAUCCACCUCGAAAUCGUCAGCGAGCUGUCAACCGCAGCAUUCUUGGCGGCAUUUGACCGGUUUGUGAGUCGCCGAGGCAAGCCAGCGAGCGUAUGGACCGACAACGGGACCAACUUUGUCGGUGCAGCGAAUCUACUGAAGGAAUGGAAGGAGUUCUUCAAGACGAACGAAACCCAAGAAAGCAUCCGACGAGCAAGCGACGCUGAAAUCGAGUGGUGCUUCAACCCGCCGGAAGCACCCCACUUCGGCGGAAUCUGGGAAGCGAACAUUCGACAGACCAAGUCCCUGCUAGUCAAGUACACUGCUGGAGCAACCCUGUGUUUCGAGGAAUUGUCAACUGUACUUGCACGUAUCGAAGCUGUACUCAACUCCAGACCAAUGACAUCGCUAUCCGACGACCCAGAGGAUUUCGUGCCCCUGACUCCAGGUCAUUUUUUGAUCUUUCGACCCUUGACCGCCAUUCCCCGACCGGAGGUCAGUGUCGGACCCCGACAUGCAAGAUCACGCUUUGAGCACAUUAACCAUAUCGUUAAGCACUUUUGGGACCGCUGGAGUUCCGAAUAUUUGUCGUCACUGCAGCAGAGGUUCAAAUGGCACAAAAAGGUCGAAGUCAAGGAAGGUCAGUUGGUGCUCAUCAAGAAGGACAACCUGCCGGUUCAAAAGUGGAUGCUUGGUCGGAUUGUCGAAUUGUUCCCAGGUACCGAUGGCGUAACAAGAGUGGUCAACGUGAAAACGAAAAACGGAUUACUACGUCGAUCUGUUUCCAAGUUAUGCUUCCUCCCUGUCGACCCCGAGCAAACAGUUGGAAGAGACGUCUUCCAACGGGGGGAGGAUGUUUAG